UUCCAUUCCACUUCUCGACUUCUCCAAUGCUUAAUCCUUCUUUUGGCUUUUCUCUUUUUCUCUUUUAAAUUCUCCACUUCCCUUCUCUCAUUUUCCCAUCCCUUUUUCCCCUCAUUAUUAUUCACUUUUCCCUCCUGAUUAAAAAAAAAAAAAAAAAAAAACCAUGCCAACUCUUGACGAUCUUAAUUUUCAUAACAAUAAUAUAAUUCCUUCUAAUUCUCCCAACUCCAUAAUCCCACCUCAAUUCAUCUGGCCCGACCACGAGAAGCCGACUCUCAACUUACCUGACCUUCACGUGCCUCCUAUCGACUUGCUCAACUCGGUCUCUGGCGACCCAGUUGCCCUCUCAGAGACGUGUCAUCUCCUAGAUCAGGUUUGUCGUAAGCAUGGUUUCUUUAUCGUGGUGAAUCAUGGGGUGGAUGCGGAGCUGAUCGCAAAGGCACACGAGUACAUGGAGUUGUUCUUUGGGAUGAAAGUGGAGGAGAAACAACGAGCUGAGAGGAAAGUAGGUGAGCAUUGUGGAUAUGCAAACAGCUUUGUUGGGAGAUUCUCAUGUAAACUUCCAUGGAAGGAAACUCUGUCUUUCACAUACUCAGCUGAUUGCAAUCAUGAUGUUGUUGAAGAUUACUUUGUGAAUGCUUUGGGAGAGGAUUGGAGAAAUGUUGGGAAGUUAUACCAACAAUAUUGUGAAGCCAUGAGUAAGGUUUCACUCACAAUAAUGGAGCUUUUAGGGUUGAGUUUGGGAGUUGGAAGACAAUAUUUUAGAGAUUUCUUUCAACGAAAUGAAUCCAUAAUGAGAUUAAAUUAUUACCCAAAGUGCCAAAGUCCGGAACAAACACUUGGAACUGGCCCUCAUUGUGAUCCAACUUCAUUGACUAUCCUUCACCAACAUGAUCAUGUUCAUGGCCUCCAAGUUUUUGUUGAUCAACAAUGGCAUUACAUUCCUCCAAACCCUCAAGCAUUCGUUGUCAACAUAGGCGACACCUUCACCGCAUUAUCGAACGGGAUGUACAAGAGUUGCUUGCAUAGAGCAGUGGUGAAUGAAGAAGCAGUGAGGAAAUCGUUAGCAUUUUUUUUGUGUCCAAAUGAAGAGAAAGUAGUGAGGCCACCAGGGUGUUUGGUUGAUGAGAAAAAUCCAAGGAUUUUGCAAGAUUUUAGAUGGCCAACUUUUCUUCGUUUUUCUCAGAAACAUUAUAGAGCUGAUGAUAAAACACUACUUGCCUUUUCCAAUUGGCUCUACCAACAAACCACACUUUAAUUUUCCACUUCCACCACUCGUUAAUAAUAAAUAAAUAAAAGUAAUUUGGAUUAUUAUUAUUCUACUUAAUUACAAAGUACACGUACUCUCAAUCCCAAAUGAUUAUGUUACAUAUAUCAUGAUUAAUUAACCCUCUUAAUCUUCUUAGUUAUAGCUUCUCUCUCCCUUUGUAAAUUCAUCACCCCCAUGUACUAUAACGUUAGUGAAGUUUGAGGGAGGAUACAUGUGGUCUGUAAAUUGUAUCUCUAUAUAAAUAAAUAAAUAAACAAAACAUAUGUUUUAACUUUUCCACU
Cucumis sativus (cucumber) is the source of this 1551-nucleotide messenger RNA. Its product is annotated as gibberellin 20 oxidase 1. Lineage: Eukaryota; Viridiplantae; Streptophyta; Magnoliopsida; Cucurbitales; Cucurbitaceae. Gene Ontology annotation, biological process: response to light stimulus; unidimensional cell growth; flower development. The coding region runs from base 164 to 1258 and encodes 364 amino acids. The record is from RefSeq and is a predicted model, not a curated record. Gene Ontology annotation, molecular function: gibberellin 20-oxidase activity. The transcript has 3 exons.